ACUCAACUUCCAUUAAGCACUCGGGGCAGAAGUUACGCGCAGGCGGCAGGAGGGAGCCGGACAUCGAGGCCUGCGCGCGGGCGUGCGGGAGCCGGGCACGGAGAACCGGGCUGAGAGCAAGGAGCGCGACAUGGAGCGUCUGGCACCCCGCGCCUGCCUCGCCCUGCUGUGGGGCUGCCUGCUGGCCGCGGCUGCCGCGGCGCAGGGCAAGGAAGUCGUCCUGUUGGACUUUGCAGCAGCUAAAGGGGAACUCGGCUGGCUCACACACCCAUAUGGCAAAGGGUGGGACCUCAUGCAGAACAUCAUGGACGACAUGCCCAUCUACAUGUACUCCGUGUGCAACGUGGUGGCCAGCGACCAGGACAACUGGCUCCGCACCAACUGGGUAUACCGCGGUGAGGCCGAGCGCAUCUUCAUCGAGCUCAAGUUCACCGUGCGUGACUGCAAUAGCUUCCCUGGGGGCGCGAGCUCCUGCAAGGAAACCUUCAACCUCUACUAUGCCGAGUCUGACGUGGACUAUGGUACCAACUUCCAGAAGCGCCAGUUCACCAAGAUCGACACCAUCGCGCCCGACGAGAUCACGGUCAGCAGCGACUUCGAAGCACGCCACGUGAAGCUGAACGUGGAGGAACGCUCCGUGGGACCGCUCAGCCGCAAGGGCUUCUACCUGGCCUUUCAGGACAUUGGUGCCUGCGUGGCACUGCUCUCUGUCCGCGUCUACUACAAGAAGUGUCCCAAGCUGCUGAAGGGGCUGGCCCGCUUCCCCGAGACCAUCGCGGGCUCCGACGCGCCCUCCCUGGCCAUCGUGGAUGGCACCUGCCUGGACCACGCUGUGGUGCCGCCCGGGGGUGAGGAGCCCCGCAUGCACUGUGCAGUGGAUGGCGAGUGGCUAGUGCUCAUUGGCCAGUGCCUGUGCGAAGCAGGCUACGAGAAGGUGGAGGACGCCUGCCAGGCCUGCUCGCCGGGAUUCUUCAAGUCCGAGGCAUCCGAGAGCCCCUGUCUGGAGUGCCCCCCACACACCCUGCCGUCCUCCGAGGGGGCCACCGCCUGCGAGUGUGAGGAAGGCUAUUUCCGGGCCCCACAGGACCCACUUUCACUGCUCUGCACGCGCCCGCCCUCUGCCCCGCACUACCUCACGGCUGUGGGCAUGGGCGCCAAAGUGGAGCUGCGCUGGACGCCCCCCCUGGACAACGGGGGCCGCGAGGACAUCACCUACAGUGUCACCUGCGAGCAGUGCUGGCCCGAGUCAGGCGAGUGCGGUCCCUGCGAGGCCAGCGUGCGCUACUCGGAGCCACCGCACGGGCUGACCCGCACCAGCGUGACAGUCAGCGACCUGGAGCCCCAUAUGAACUACACCUUCACCGUAGAGGCCCGCAACGGCGUCUCAGACCUGGUGACCAGCCGCAGCUUCCUCACUGCCAGCGUCAGCAUCAACCAGACAGAGCCCCCCAAGGUGAAGCUGGAGGAUCGCAGCACCACCUCGCUGAGCGUCUCCUGGAGCAUUCCUCCACCGCAGCAGAGCCGCGUGUGGAAGUACGAGGUCACCUACCGCAAGAAGGGGGACUCCAACAGCUACAACGUACGCCGCACUGAAGGCUUCUCCGUGACCCUGGAUGACCUGGCUCCGGACACCAUCUACCUGGUCCAGGUGCAGGCGCUGACGCAGGAGGGCCAGGGUGCUGGCAGCAAGGUGCACGAGUUCCAGACACUGUCCGUGGAAGGAUCUAGCAACAUGGCAGUGAUUGGUGGUUUGGCCGUUGGUGUGGUCUUGCUUCUGGUGCUGGCAGGAAUUGGCUUCUUCAUCCACCGCAGGAGGAAGAGCCUGCGGACACGCCAGUCCUCGGAAGACGUUUACUUCUCCAAGUCAGAACAACUGAAGCCCCUGAAGACAUACGUGGACCCACACACAUACGAGGACCCCAACAAGGCUGUGCUCAAGUUCACCACCGAGAUCCAUCCGUCCAGUGUCACGCGGCAGAAGGUGAUCGGGGCAGGAGAGUUUGGGGAGGUGUACAAGGGCACGUUGAAGGUGUCGGGCAAGAAGGAGGUCCCCGUGGCCAUCAAGACGCUGAAAGCCGGCUACACAGAGAAGCAGCGGGUGGACUUUCUCAGCGAGGCCAGCAUCAUGGGCCAGUUCAGCCACCACAACAUCAUCCGCCUGGAGGGCGUUGUCUCCAAAUACAAGCCCAUGAUGAUCAUCGCCGAAUACAUGGAGAACGGGGCUCUGGACAAGUUCCUUCGGGAGAAGGAUGGCGAGUUCAGCGUGCUGCAGCUGGUGGGCAUGCUGCGGGGCAUCGCGGCCGGCAUGAAGUACCUGGCCAACAUGAACUACGUCCACCGCGACCUGGCUGCCCGCAACAUCCUCGUCAACAGCAACCUGGUCUGCAAGGUGUCUGACUUCGGCCUGUCCCGUGUGCUGGAGGACGACCCCGAGGCCACCUACACCACCAGUGGUGGCAAGAUCCCGAUCCGCUGGACGGCUCCGGAGGCCAUCUCCUACCGCAAGUUCACCUCCGCCAGCGACGUGUGGAGCUAUGGCAUCGUCAUGUGGGAAGUGAUGACGUACGGCGAGCGGCCCUACUGGGAGCUGUCGAACCACGAGGUGAUGAAGGCCAUUAAUGACGGCUUCCGGCUUCCCACACCCAUGGACUGCCCCUCCGCCAUCUACCAGCUCAUGAUGCAGUGCUGGCAGCAGGAGCGCGCCCGCCGCCCCAAGUUCGCCGACAUUGUCAGCAUCUUGGACAAGCUCAUCCGAGCCCCCGAAUCCCUCAAGACCCUGGCUGACUUCGACCCCCGGGUGUCCAUCCGGCUGCCCAGCACCAGCGGCUCAGAGGGUGUGCCCUUCCGCACGGUGUCCGAGUGGCUGGAAUCCAUCAAGAUGCAGCAGUACACUGAGCACUUCCUGGCGGCCGGCUACACGGCCAUCGAGAAGGUGGUGCAGAUGACCAACGAAAACUGUGGCCCAAAGACAGGACAGGACCCACCCGAGGCUCUGGUGGAAUCCAGGACUAGAAUUCGGCCUCCUGCCUCCCAGCCCAGGACUCCUCCUCCUAGAUGGACCUCAGAAGCACCCUCAGCUCCCGCCCUGUCAGCGACAUCAAGAGGAUUGGGGUGCGGCUGCCCGGCCACCAGAAGCGCAUUGCCUACAGCCUGCUGGGCCUCAAGGACCAGGUGAACACAGUGGGGAUCCCCAUCUGAGCCCUGACAGACCUCGUGACCCCCUCAGCUAAGAAUACUUGAAGAAACAGACUGGCUUUCCUGCCAGCUCCAUGCUGGGCCACCAGGGACCUUAUUUAUUUCUAGUCCUUCUUUACUGAUGCCACCCUGAGGGCUCUGCUGGGGGGUCUUGGACGAUACCUUGGCCUGAGCUGAGGAGAUGCUCAGGGACCUUGGGCAGGGGGGCCUCUUCACCUACAAAGGACAGACAGCCAAGCACUUAGCAGUCACCAUCGUGUUCCCAGCAUCCCCUGGGGCAGGAGCCCCGCCAAGGCCUUUGGACACACACGUGCGACAUUGCUAAACUGACCUCCCCUUCGCCGUCUCAGGAGGUGGGGCGGUCAGCCUGCAGCAGUCACAGGAGCAGGGUACCUCACGAGAAGAGGACAAACAGCAAAGUCAGCUGGGCAAGACCCACAGCGGUUCUCCCGUCCCUCUAGUGCCUUCCUCAGCCCCCCAGGCCCCAUCCUCAGCCCCCACGGGCCAAACACUUGCUUCCUCGGGGCCCUCACAGGAUGCUUGGUUGUGUGGAGGGUUUUUUUUUUUUUAAAUAUAUAUUUUGUACUUUGUGGAGAGAAUGUGUGUGUGACAGGGGCCCGGCUAGGACUGGGGGCAGACAACGGCCUGUGUCAGACAUUCCCAGGCUGGGGGCUGGCCCAUCCGGCCUCUCACCCCUUUAGACAACAUUUUCUACUCUGUCAGUAUUAAUGAUUUUGUUCUGUUGCGUAUUUUUCUUCGAACCUUAAUUUAUUAUUAUUUUUUUUAUAUUUAUUGUUAGGAAAUGACUUAUUUCUGCUCUGAAAUAAAGUUGCAGAUUGUUCAAACAGUG
Messenger RNA from Aethalodelphis obliquidens (Pacific white-sided dolphin), 4045 nucleotides. RefSeq names its product EPH receptor A2 (gene EPHA2). Lineage: Eukaryota; Metazoa; Chordata; Mammalia; Artiodactyla; Delphinidae. Gene Ontology annotation, molecular function: transmembrane-ephrin receptor activity; ATP binding; protein binding. Gene Ontology annotation, biological process: ephrin receptor signaling pathway; axon guidance; protein phosphorylation. Gene Ontology annotation, cellular component: dendrite; plasma membrane. The transcript has 18 exons. Bases 131 to 3175 code for a protein of 1014 amino acids. The record is from RefSeq and is a predicted model, not a curated record.